Odocoileus virginianus texanus is the source of this 1183-nucleotide messenger RNA. It is a transcript of the gene CIMAP1A, whose product is annotated as ciliary microtubule associated protein 1A. Gene Ontology annotation, cellular component: outer dense fiber; cytoskeleton. The record is from RefSeq and is a predicted model, not a curated record. Lineage: Eukaryota; Metazoa; Chordata; Mammalia; Artiodactyla; Cervidae.
AGCUCAGAAGCGGGGACACCUCCCCAAUUCUUAACGCCCCCAAGGGGAGAGGAGAGGCCUUCCUCUCCAUACUCCUUUUCUGGAACACCCUGGCACCAAGGCUGGUGUGACGGGACCACCUCUGAGAAGGCUCAGUCCAUAGGUCACUCUGAGUGCUGCUCCCAGACCAAAGAGAACCAGUCAUGGCGGAGGAGGUAUGGGUGGGCACCUGGAGGCCCCAUCGUCCCCGAGGGCCCAUCAUGGCCCUCUACAGCAGCCCUGGACCCAAGUACCUGAUUCCACCCACCACGGGCUUUGUGAAGCACACGCCCACCAAGCUGCGUGCACCGGCCUACAGCUUCCGCGGGGCUCCCAUGCUCCUGGCAGAGAACUGCUCCCCAGGGCCCCGCUACAGUGUGAACCCCAAGAUACUGAGGACUGGCAAGGAUCUUGGCCCCGCCUACUCCAUCUUGGGGCGCUACCACACAAAGACCACACUGACCCCUGGCCCCGGCGACUACUUUCCAGAGAAAUCUACCAAGCAUGUGUUCGACUCGGCGCCCAGCCACUCCAUUUCUGCCCGAACCAAGACCUUCCGAGUAGACAGCACCCCAGGCCCCGCAGCCUACAUGCUGCCCAUGGUGAUGGGCCCCCACACGGUUGGCAAGGCCUCCCAGCCCUCCUUCUCCAUCAAGGGCCGCAGCAAGCUGGGAAGCUUCAGCGACGACCUGCACAAGACCCCAGGUCCCGCGGCCUACCGCCAGACUGAUGUCCAGGUGACUAAGUUCAAGGCUCCACAGUAUACCAUGGCUGCCCGGGUGGAGCCCCCAGGGGACAAGACCCUAAAGCCAGGACCAGGAGCCCACAGCCCUGAGAAGGUGACGAUGACCAAGCCCUGCGCCCCUGUCGUCUCCUUUGGCAUCAAACACUCUGACUACAUGACACCCCUGGUUGUGGAUGUGGAAUAGCCCGGCCCUGCCCCCGCCAUCGCUGGAAGCCUCUGCAUGUCACAUACCCCCACUAACAGACUCCCCGAGUUGAGGGCUAUGGGCGCCUCCUCCUCCGGCUGGGCUGCAGCCAGCCUGGCCCUGGAGGGCAGAGCAUGCUUGUUUGGACAAUUGCGAUCAGUUAUUUUUUUCUAUGCAUUCCCAUUUGCUAACCUUGUUUCUUGCUGUGCCCAGAUAUAUAAUAAAAUCAUGGAUUC